Molecule: messenger RNA, 1127 nt
Organism: Umbelopsis ramanniana AG
Lineage: Eukaryota; Fungi; Mucoromycota; Umbelopsidomycetes; Umbelopsidales; Umbelopsidaceae
Exons: 5
Coding region: 29-967 (312 amino acids)
Biological process (GO): nucleotide transport; folate import into mitochondrion
Cellular component (GO): mitochondrion
Molecular function (GO): FAD transmembrane transporter activity; folic acid transmembrane transporter activity
Source: RefSeq, a predicted model, not a curated record
AACAUACUGUGAAGAAGGGGUAUAGACUAUGUCAACUUCCAAGUCAUACACCAGCUCACCACACCUGGAUCAAGCUCUGGCUGGUUUCGGAGCCGGGUUAGUCUCGACAGUAAUUUUACACCCACUGGAUGUCAUAAAGAUUAGAUUCCAAGUCGAUGAGCGAAAGAAAUCUGAGCAACGACCACUUAUUGGAGGAACCGUCAGGUCUUUCCAGAAAAUAGUAAGAAACGAAGGUGUAUGGCGUGGACUAUAUCGUGGAGUCACGCCAAACAUAGCAGGAGCAACGGCGAGUUGGAGUUUGUACUUUUGGUGGUAUAGUCUGAUAAAAAAGCACAUGCCGAAGAACGAAGAAGGAAAACUGUCUCCAAUACAACAUUUGACUGCUUCUGCAGAGGCUGGCGCCAUCACAGCGGUCUUUACAAAUCCAUUCUGGGUUAUUAAAACUCGUAUGUGCACCACAACAAGAUAUACACCUGGCGCAUACACUGGUCUGUUCAAUGGAUUAAGUCGAUUAGCUACGGAAGAGGGUAUUCGUGGUCUCUAUCGAGGAAUGGUACCAGCGCUGUUUGGUGUUUCACAUGGAGCCAUUCAAUUUAUGGCGUAUGAGGAAAUGAAGAAAUGGAGGAAAAGUAUUCGAGAAAAGCAGGGUAUGGAGGACCUGGAUGUUGAAAGACUUAGUACAGUGGAAUAUCUGGUCAUGGCAGCUUCUAGCAAAGUAACUGCCACUAUCGCCACUUAUCCAUAUCAAGUGCUUCGAAGUCGUUUCCAGAACCAAACCACUCAAGAUAAAUACAAAGGAGUUGUCGAUUGCAUUCGACAGAUUUACAGAGCAGAAGGUUAUAUAGGCUUUUACAAGGGACUUUCACCCAAUAUUAUUCGAGUGCUGCCGGGUACUUGCAUCACAUUUGUGGUGUAUGAGCGGCUUUCUCAAUACCUUCGUGAAAAUGCCACAGAGAACAGUUCAUAGAUUUUGGCAAUGAUCAUUAGUGUACACAUAAAUUAUAUAUCUAGAAAUUGUAACAAAUCCAUAGAUCAUCCACAUCAAAUGUAUUAUCUCACUAUCCAUUCUAACAAGGCUCCAAUGCGAUUCAACGCCCUCUUUCAAUUUGUCUUGCGAUGAAACCUGU